CGAGUCCAGACUGCAGACCUCGGAGCCCCGUACCUUCCGUUCGUCCGGGUUAAUAGCCGUCAGGUUCGGCCAGGCAGCGGAGGAGUCGACCUCAAUCCCAGUCCGCUCCCGCCGCGAACCGAAUUCCCCGCCAGCCAGAUUGGAGUACGGUGCGCGAGGUUCCCGAUCUCGCCAUGAAUCCCGAGUAUGAUUAUCUCUUCAAGCUUUUGCUUAUUGGAGACUCAGGUGUUGGCAAGUCAUGCCUUCUCUUAAGAUUUGCAGAUGACUCAUACCUGGAGAGUUAUAUCAGUACCAUUGGAGUUGAUUUUAAAAUACGUACUGUGGAGCAAGAUGGAAAGACUAUGAAGCUGCAAAUUUGGGACACUGCUGGGCAAGAACGUUUCAGAACUAUUACUAGCAGCUACUACCGAGGGGCUCAUGGGAUCAUUAUUGUCUAUGAUGUGACAGACCAAGAUAGCUUCAACAAUGUCAAGCAGUGGUUGAAUGAGAUUGAUCGCUAUGCUAGCGAGAAUGUAAACAAGCUUCUUGUAGGGAACAAAUCUGAUCUCACUGACAAAAAAGUUGUAUCCUAUGAGACAGCGAAGGCAUUUGCUGAUGAGAUUGGCAUCCCAUUCAUGGAAACCAGUGCAAAGAAUGCCUUGAAUGUCGAGCAGGCUUUCAUGGCCAUGUCUGCUUCAAUCAAGGACAGGAUGGCUAGCCAGCCAGCUGCAAACAACGCUCGCCCAGCUACGGUGCAGAUCCGUGGGCAACCUGUUGAGCAGAAGGCAAGCUGUUGCUCUUCUUAGAAAGCACCCAGUGGACACCCUGUUCACGAAUGGGAGUGCAAUCUUGGCCAUGCUCCGUCCAGUACAUGAUUUUACCUAGGUGUACUUGCUACCUUUAUUCCAUUCUUUCUAGUGUACUUCGCUCUUGAAUCAUGGGAUUUGUAACACCGGAAUUUGGAGACACAGUAUCUUCUAAUUCUGUAACUUGGAUGGCUCUGUUAUGUUAAUUUGCAGUUGUUGCUUUGUUAAAAUUUGACAUGUUUCUACUUAAUGAAAAUGGCGUCCAGUAAAUCCUUGA
Messenger RNA from Brachypodium distachyon (stiff brome), 1062 nucleotides. Its product is annotated as GTP-binding protein YPTM2. The record is from RefSeq and is a predicted model, not a curated record. Gene Ontology annotation, molecular function: GTPase activity; GTP binding. NCBI's taxonomy places the organism in Eukaryota, Viridiplantae, Streptophyta, Magnoliopsida, Poales, Poaceae. The transcript has 8 exons. Bases 174 to 785 code for a protein of 203 amino acids.